Exaiptasia diaphana is the source of this 3812-nucleotide messenger RNA. RefSeq lists its product as uncharacterized. The transcript is spliced from 12 exons. The record is from RefSeq and is a predicted model, not a curated record. The coding region runs from base 417 to 2540 and encodes 707 amino acids. Lineage: Eukaryota; Metazoa; Cnidaria; Anthozoa; Actiniaria; Aiptasiidae.
CGCGGAUUUUUCUUCUUUCUUGUAUCUAGAAUAAGGUACAAAGCUAUCUUUAUGAUAAUGCGUUCCUUGGGCACAAUGUAUAUUUCUAAUACCCAAUUUUUAAUUCCAACUAAAGUUUUAAACAUAACAUAAUUUUGCGCGCGUAAKGCAGUAACAUGAUAGUUUUAAUUACAUCAUCUCRAGGAUCCUUGUACAUAGGCUGGUUGACAUAAGAUGGUUAUCAGGCCUGAAGGGUAGUCAUUGAGACAUCAUUGCAAAUAUACUUCACUGCAGGGUWAACUAGGUACKGAUAAGGGACUGAAUAACAUGUUAUAGUAGAAGURGUUAUUUUCUGGAUUUAUUCUCACCGCAUUACUUACACUUCACGUGUAAAGCAAAAUUCGUUAAAUUUAUCCGUACAUUAUUUUCGGAAGAACAUGGGAAACAGUAAAAAAAGUUGUUCGUGUGGUGGCGCCUGCAACCAUUUGGCGGGACUUUCCSAGUCUGACAAUGAAAUCCAUUUUUCUGAGAGCUUUGAAGAAGAUAAUAUUGACUCGAGUUUUGAUGAAGACAGGAGGUCUAGUUCAGAAGAGGACGAUUUUGAUGUUGACGGCAGCUUUGAUGAAGAUAGAAGGGAUAAUUACUUACCAGAACAGUGCGAUGCAACCAAGUCAAAAAUUACAAAGAAAUCGAAAAUAAAAAAGUCUCUCCCUAAGAUCCGAAAGAGUGAAGUAAAAAUGACUCUAUCCYAUAUUGAAAAUGCUAUGAAUGGUUUCAAGUGUUGUAGUCGCAAUUGCAUUCACUUGAUUCUCACCAAAGCAGACAUUCUUAAAGCCAGGGUUGAAUUCAUUGAUAUGGAUAGUGAACGUCAGGCACAGUGGUUGCUCAAUUUUUUCCAACUGUGUUUGAAACGACGRGAUAGCAGAGACGUGUACGAAUAUAGGAUUGAAGGAAAAGAGUUAUGCCAAAAAGCGUGGAUAUUCAGUUAYGGUCUCUCAUAUACCAGGUUUCACGAUUGGAAAAACAAAUUUGAAAGGGGCAUAAGAACUCCCAUACACGGACGUACUGGCCAGACAAAACAGUCYGAGCGGGUAAUGGAAGCGGAGCUCUGGUUCCAUGACUAUUCCGUGGCUAUGGGGAAUCGAAUGCCAGAUAGCCCUCGCGUAGAACUACCGGCUUGCCAAACCAUUAGAAAAGUUUAUAGAACGUAUCUAGAAGGGGCAACAGAACGUCCACUGUCUGCAACGCAAUUCAGAAGAAUGUGGUUGUCGUCUUUCCCAGAGGUUAUAAUUCCGAAGAGAAAUCGAUUUUCGAAGUGUGGAGUGUGCCUAUUAAUAGGAGACCUUAUCCGUGAGACCAAAAACUCAGAGAAAASGUUGACAUGGAUAGAAAAGAAACAGUAUCACCUGGAUCAACAAGCAGCUGAAAGAAAAAAAUAUUAUAAACAUCAAAAAAAAGCAGAGAAGAGACCUGAUAAAUACUUAUCGAUAAUAAUAGAUGGAAUGGAUCAAGCAAAGACUGCAAUUCCACAUUGGCUACAGUCUUCAAAGAUAGRGGGAGAAAACGACCAUUUUAUGAAGACACAUGUGACAGGUAUCUUGUCGCAUGGGCUCAAUUUGUCCAUGUGCUUCCUUGACUUCCUACGUUGGCCACAAGAUGCAAAUGCCACAGUCAAUUUUCUGACCUCAUGCUUUCGUCACAUAUUGAAUACGCGAAAAAGGCUACCUCCGACCCUUUACUUGCAGUUGGACAACUGCUACAGGGAUUGCAAGAAUAUAUAUAUCCUUGGUUUUUGCGCUCUGCUUGUCAAAGCCAAAGUCUUUCAAAAGGUUCGAUUAUCUUAUCUCAUGGUCGGUCACACCCAUGAAGACAUCGACCAGAUGUUUAGCAGGAUUUCUGUGGCACUUAAUAAGAACAAAGCGGUGACUAGACAACAGUUGCAGGCGGUCAUUCAGGAAGCUUUUACUCCAAKGCCUAUUACGACUUAUGUUGAGAACAUCUAUGACAUAAAGUCAUGGAUUAGCCCUUAUAUUGCAACUUAUAAGAACCACAGUCAUCCACAUGCAUUCCGGUUCAAACUCAAUGGACAAGGAGAUGUGGAGAUGACGUACAGAAACUGGGCUAAUUCUGGGUCAAAGGAGUGGCUUCCUAAUCCCCCUCACAUAAGUCUGUGCAUGUUGCCACGUGGAAAUCCCGCCAUCUUAAGGCCUGACCUAGCCAAAUGUCCAACCGUGGAGAGAAUGAAAGAUGCGSUGUCAAAGACCAAACCAAGAAUGACGGUUGAAGRGCAUGAGUGGUGGGAGAAGACAAUCGAAGAGGAAAGAAGGAAGGUCGAAAAUUGGGAAAAUCUUUCUGAUGCGCAGUACAAAUCUGCUGGACAAUCUUUCGACCUUCUUUCUUUUCGAUAUCAACUGCCUGACCCAGAUCCAGAGGAGACGGAUCCAGAGUAUGAGAAACGGCAAAGCGAGCUGGAGCGAAUAAUGAAAAAGAAAAGUAACUUCAAACCGGUCCUUAUCGUCAAAAAGGCAAAGCGUAAUGCCGAUGUCAAGACUGAUGAGUGAUUGUUGAACUUAAUUAAUAAGUAGAAUGUACGAUAUAUAGAUUUCUGUCACCUUCUGGACAGGGUGCGUUGUUCAGCCAAAACAAAAAUUURUUCGGUCGUAGUUUGGAUCAGACCAAUAUUAGGCAUUAUCAUUAUUAACGUCAAAUCAGACAGAUUUGUCAAGAACAAACAAUUGAGUACCCAACGACUUUCUUGAAUGUUUCCGAAUGUACAAAAGGUCUGAAUAAUAUCAGGUUUUUCAUUCUUCUCUUUAUAACAUUUCCCGUGCGCACUAAAUAUUUUUAUGUAGUUUUCAUUGAGAUCAAACUCAACAAUAUAUAGUCCCUGAUUGCCGCGGUUUUAUUUACAUCAGACAAUCACAAUCAAUUCAGUAUAUUUUAAAACUUUCUACAAAUUCCUUUCACACUUAGUCACUUCACGAAUUUCACGAAGUUCUUUCUAUUUGGGUCUAUUUGCGGAUAUGAUAAAAAAAAUCAAGGGCGAACAAACUUUAUCUGUAAGACACUGAUCAGUUACCAAUAGACCUCGCAUGAUCACAGCUAUUCGUAACCAUAAAUACAUGUAGCGAUGUAUGUGGUCAUAGAUCUGCAGAAAUCACUAGAUCAAGUUUGAACUCUGUUGAAGUGGCCGUUUUUCUAUAUCUCUAUAGUGGCAUGUUGUCAGAUCGACUGCUCAAGCUAUUUAAGGUCUAUAAAUCUACGACCAAGCAAAUGGCCUCUUUUAAAAAAUAACAUAAUUUAGUGCCUAUAUCAAACCAUACGUAUAUUUAUAGAUCUAAAAAAAUGAAUCACUAGAUCAAGAAGUGGCCGUUUUAGCACAAAGAGCAAAUCGAAUUUUGGCGCGCUUUUCUAUAGUGGCAUGUUGUCAGAUCGACUGCUCAAGCUAUUUAAGGUCUAUAAAUCUACGACCAAGCAAAUGGCCUCUUUUAAAAAAUAACAUAAUUUAGUGCCUAUAUCAAACCAUACGUAUAUUUAUAGAUCUAAAAAAAUGAAUCACUAGAUCAAGAAGUGGCCGUUUUAGCACAAAGAGCAAAUCGAAUUUUGGCGCGCUUUUCUAUAGUGGCAUGUUGUCAGAUCGACUGCUCAAGCUAUUUAAGGUCUAUAAAUCUACGACCAAGCAAAUGAUAAUAGCUACUACAAAGAUUUCAUCUGAUCACUGCAGGUCUUUUCUCUUAGAAAUUAGAGUGACAAAUGACAGUGACUAUACCGCAUAUUAAAAUUUGGUCGCCGAGUCCCUUGACCUUCGGGUGACAAACAAAAUAUCUAUUGAA